This is a messenger RNA of Scatophagus argus, 4128 nucleotides long. It is a transcript of the gene clcf1, whose product is annotated as cardiotrophin-like cytokine factor 1. The transcript has 3 exons. The record is from RefSeq and is a predicted model, not a curated record. Bases 376 to 1941 code for a protein of 521 amino acids. Lineage: Eukaryota; Metazoa; Chordata; Actinopteri; Scatophagidae.
GGAGGUACAAAAAAGGCUCCGCCGUCGUGCAGUCUGUCACACGGACCACACACACCCAAGUCAGCGGACCGUCAAUAUUUCAGCUCCAUCCUGUGACUGCGUCCUCUCCAAUCCGGUGUCUUCAAUAUAAUCAAUACGUCCAAUUACAGGCUUAAAAUCGACAUCACCUGCAUUUAUUUUUAUUUUUUUAUUUACCUUCCAUCAUCAUCAUCAUCUCCAGAGCUGUCUGAGAGAGGAGGGCUGAUUUAUUUCAGCCGACACGUUGAUUGAUGAAAAGUUUGCGCUUGUUUCAGAGAGCGAAACUAAUCCACAGGAGGAGAGAAGACAUCAUUAUCGGUUUAUUUUCAGCUCUGAAAUCUUCUGAGAGCGCACUGAAUGCGGAAUAACAGGAUUUGGGAGAAAAUGAAAAGGUCUAACGGCGUCAUUCGACACCAGCUCAUCUUGCUGUUGGCUGCUGCAAUGGCAACGGCCCUGGAUACUCCACACAACCUGGCCAGCGAGAGGAGCUCCAUCGAGAGCACAUACGAGCUGACCAAAUACCUGGAGUAUCAGCUCAAAGAAAUCAAAGACAUAUAUCUGACUUACCUAGGCCCUCCCUUCAACGAGAAAGACUUCUCCCCUCCACGGCCCAACAGUACGGCUUUGUCCCUGCCCAGUGCUGCCACUCGCCUGGAGCUGUGGCAUGGCCUGGAGAACCAAGCUCGGCUAGCCCAGAACCAGAAGGCCUACUCUGUCCUGCUGGCAGCCGUCAGGGAGUUGGCAAGCUCUACCCUAUGCCCCUCCCUCAAGACCUCCCUGCUGCACUUUUGCACAGGCCUGGAUGGGCUGCUGGGCUCCAUAUCUGCACUGAUGACCACCCUUGGUUACACAAUCCCUCCGCCAUCAUCGACAGACAUGGGAAAUAAUGCUGGAGAGAUUCAGUACCGUCAGAGAGGGGCAGGGGGCAGUAGACCAGCUCCACUGAUGAGCCAGAGCCUUUACAGGACCAGAGCUGGAACAAGGACCGAGUACGGUCAGCGCAACAGCCAAAGAAGAAGUGGGGCAAGGGUGGUCAGAGGAGAAGGGGAAGAUGGCUUCACCGUAGACCUGGUGGAAAAAAGGAGAGGAAAAGAGGCGAGGAGAGCGGAGGCGACCACAGCUGGAGGAAGGAGUGGCGGAUCAAGAGAGAAAGGAAGAGGAGAAAGAGGGAGGAGAGUGAGGAGGGACGAGCCCGAGAGCGGGAAAUGGACUGCUAGUGAGGAUGAGAGGGUAGGGGAGAAGGAAGAGGAAAAACUAGAGCAAGAGAGAGGGGUGGAGACAUGGGGGAGGAGGAGAAGGUUACUGAGUAUCAAUGAGGAGGAAGAGGAGAAGGAGAGGCAGCCUGAAUCCAGGGUAAAAGUGUUAUACUCAGGCACAGAUGGCUCCAGCGCCCUUCAACAACCGACCCUCCAAACUGGCAACAAUUACAACAACAAUCAGUACAGCUACAACCUGAACUCACAUCACUCGGACACACUAAGAAAAGAAGAUGGGUUUAUGAUAGCGGGGAGCAGAGGGUUAAUGGUGGAGGAGAAGCAAACAGACAUGGAAUCUGCCUCCUCUUCCUCCGCUUUCCAUUAUCAACUUCGGCGUCCUCGCUCCCUCUUCUCCCCGACCCUCCAACCUUCUCUGUCCACCCUCUCCCUCCUCUACCAGUUCGGAGCAGGUGAGGAGCACACUCUCCUCCCUCAGCCCAUCCCUCUGUCUUUACAAAGGGGCACCUCCCUGCUUUCUCCACCUCUGACUCCGCUCCUGUCCUCCACCUCGUCCUCGUCCUCCUCAUCGUCGCUGCUGUCCGUGCGGCCGACGAUGAACGACUUUGCCAGGAAAGUGGAAGGGUUUUGGAUAUUGCGAGAGCUGCAGAGUUGGCUGUGGCGAUCAGCAAAGGACUUUAACCGCCUCAAGAAGAGACUCAGAGGCUGAGACACUGAGACAGCACACACGCAAGUGCAGUAUAUCGGAAAUCUAUUAUUUGCACAAAAUCUGAGUGGAAACCAACUGACAAAAGCGCAUAAACACAUUCAUUCUUAACAUAUUCUUUCAUACUGUACUGGAAUAAGUGAAUGAAGGACUCUUUGGCAGAAGUGCUAAUGGAAUAUAACACACACAAAGCCAACACAUUAACAGCACUGUCACCAGCCUGAUGCACAUAGCAGCUCAUUCAUUGAGACGGGGCUGAGUUACCGGACUUCACGGCUCAUCGAUCCACAGAAAUACCACUGUAGGUGGUUACACACACACACACACACACACACACACACACACACACACACACACACACGAGGGUAGACCAAGUGACAGGCAGAGAGAGAGACAGACAGUGUAGCCAUUGAGAGAGAGAAAGCUGAUUCAGUGAUCCCAGAUGUGUGAAUCAGCAAACGUUCAUUUUUUUUCCUAAAGGAAGAAUGGGAAAUUUCUGAAUGGGCAAAAGACAAAAAAAGAGGAGGAAAUAACCAGAGGGGAUGAAGAGAAGGAGAGGAAGAGGCAAAAAGAGAAAGAGGGGAGGAGGCAUGAGUCAGGGGAUGAGCACUAGAAAUAAAGGGCAGGGGGGUAUUGCUGAGUAAUCAGAAGUCGGCUGGUCAGUUACAGUAACUCUACAACAGCGCUACACAUACUGUCCAGACAGAGAGGUAGUCAAACACACACACACACACACACACACACACACACACACACACACACACACACAUGCUUACUGUGGUAUCUGGUGCCUUAUCAUACCAUUCACUUCUUUGCUGCUUUUGCUUCAGAGCUCUUUCAUUUGUACCUCUUUUUAAUCUUUUCACUCCAUAGCGACGAAUAUUUAACACAAUCUUAUGUAGAAUAGAAUCAUUUCCAUUAAAAAAAACAAAACAGCUGUCUGUUAUGUGUGCAAAGAAAUAGCUGUUUUCGUUUUCAGGUAUACGCUUAUUUGCUUUCGAAAACAUCAAUGGAGCCAGCAGACUGUUAGCUCAGCAGAGCACAAAGACUGGAAACGGGAAAACUGCUAGCCUGGAUCUCUGCAGAGGUGACAAAAUCCACCUACCAGAGACCAGUUACCAAGUUAUAACCACAACCUCUGAUGUAGGCUGUAAUGUAGACUUUAUAGCUACACUAUAGUUGACGUGAACCUUCUCAAAAGUAUAAACACACUGGGGGGCUGUUGCAGCCAUGUUAAAACGCUGACAGGUCAGGAUGGGAUUUUUUGUGUCUUUGAUUUCACUAGAAAGACUGAAGAGGACAUGAGGCAUCACAAACACUGCUCUCUGUUACAGUAAAUAAAGUAGUAAAUACAAAAACUGCACAGACAAUCACUAGUGAUUUCACUAAUCAAACAUGGUGGACAAUACGGCCCAGCGGCAAACUACAAAGCCUCCAUGUUAAGUGCUGUAACUGCACAGGUGCUGGUUACUUGCUUUGUCCAGCUGCAGUUAGCUCUCUGCUGCUGUUCAGCUCAUCCCCUCCAGUGUUUCUCAUUCGACUGGGUCGAAUCCCGCGUCACCAACGUCACACUGUGCUCUGUGCCGGUUAGCCACAGAGAGAAAUUAAACCACCUACUUCAGGGAUGAGGGUUCAUUGUCCAUCAUUCAUUGUCCAUCGUGGUCUACUGCACGCCACUCUCAUGCAUCCAUAUCUCUGCUCUUGCUUCCAUUGGACGAGGUCAGCUCUCUUGAAAUUUGGCAACAAAUCAAACCUCACAAAUGACAAUAUGUGACUGCGACAGUUUCUACAUCUGGACUCCCUUAACCCCUUUUGCGUUUGUUUUUUUUUCCCAGCUUUAUUCUUUCUGCUGAGGUAACCUAACUGUCUUCUGGCAGUUUCAUAUUUUACAAACAGAAAGAAAACAUAUAAGCAUAUAUUUGAAAAUGUCCUUUGAGUUAUUUCACACAUUUUUUUUUGUACCUUUUAAAACAUGAAAUCAGAAGCUUUUCCCUUGGGAGCUUACAGGCGGCUUACUUUCACCUUCCAAAUAAACCUAUUGUUAUGUCUUUUCAAUGUGCCUUGGAUUACGUGGCCAAAGGUUUUAGAUCAUAUCUCUAUAAUAUUUAUUGAACAAGAUGUUUAUUUAUUUUUUUCUCCAGUGUGAAAAUACUGUAUCGUAACUCAAGAGAGAAUAAAUACUAGCUUUUA